AUGGAUUUUUUCAGACUCCCAGCUUCAUGUAUUCAGGAAUUUUAAAGAGCAGAUUCCCAGAGAAGCUGGUCUGGGCUGAAAACUGACAUUUUAACCAUCAUCUGCAGUGGCUGGUGUGUCCAUCGAGGCCUGUGGUCUCUCUUAGCUUUGGGUUGUGAGUAAAAGUCUGAAGAUUAAAGUUAUUUUUGGUCCAUUUUUAUCCCGGUUGAGGAGAAUUGAUUUUUCUGAUUUGCUUUUAAACAUAGGGAAUGUGAUUGGGAAGCACAGAACAAUACUCUUGCAGUGGGAAGGAAGGUGGAUAAUGGAGUGAUGUGAACCACGUCUUUCAUGGUUAACAUCUGUUCAGGAUCUAUUUAAACUGUUGUGAGGGGGAGUCUCUGGUUCAGUGUCAGCAUCCUUCCUCUUUCAGAAAACUGAGCUCACGGUUAACAUCCUCAUGAACACCUAAAAUACCCUGGGAAGAUAAGAGGUAAAAGAGAGACUUGGAAUUAUUGUGAUAAAAUGCAAGGACUGAAAGACAACUGCAGGCCCUUGGCAUCCUCCAGGGGAAGAAAAAGAAAGGUGGAACAUGGAGCUGGAGAGCAGCUCUGUGUGAGCUGUGCAGCGAGGGCUGUGCAGCCACAACUGCAGCCUUGUUGGAGAUUAAUCCAGUUAGUGACCCGAAGGGAAACACAGAAACAAUAUGAUCAGCUCAGCAGUUCUAAAAUAAUUUCAGUCUCUAUUAUGUCAUCUGCUUUAAAUACCAAUUGUUUGUUGCUGGGUCUGUUGCCCAUCAGAACUAUUAUCAAGAACUAUUUGCCAUUUGUUCUUUCCUGUCCUCUUAGCAAUAACUUCCUCUCUUUGCAUUUCUUUUACCUAAGAGCUGGACAUCUGUCUUCCUCCUGGUUGUGACAAACACUCUCAGGGCUCUUCUUCCCAGCUCUGUGCUCAGCUGAAAGCCGGGGAUGUUGCUGGGCUUUUCCUUUCCAUCAGCAUCACAAAGCUGCUGCGGCCCUGGGCAGGCAGAUGUGUGGAUGGGCUGGAAUGCAGACAGCUGUGGCUCCAGGAGAUUGAUUGGAACUGGAUUCUGAGAGCUCCGUGAAGGGGGAUGUUAACAGAAAAACACCAGUUCCAGAGUGGCUGGUAAAAGUUACUUACUUACCUGGGAAGUGGGAAGUGACAAGGAAAAUCUCCCUUACUUGUACACUUCAGGUAUUUGAGGCUGAAUUUGAUGAAAUGCCAGUAACUGCUGGAGGAGGUUCCUUGGGACGGGCUCUUCUCCUGCAGUGUUAGUCAUUGGUGGGAGAUCAUUGAUUACCAACUGUGUAAAGCAGUUGUUGGGUUAUCCUUGGGGAGUGAGGAGAUGGUGGAAGAGGUGGCUCCAGAGCAAUUGGUGCCUUUGCUGCUCAGGAUGGGACACUGCCAGUGCAAAAACCCCUCUGUAUCUGAACUCUGGCAGGUUUUUGUUUGGUUCCCCCCCCUCCACGUUGAAUAUUCCAUGAUGAUCAUUUGAAAGUGGAAUUUUGAAUUUUGCACUUCAGUUUUCAGUGCUUGGGGUGUCUGUAGUUUCAAUGAGCUUUGCUUUGGAGGAGCAUUGAGGCUGAGCUGGCUGGGUCACACCUCCACAGGACUGAGCCAGGUAAUACCUCAGUGCUGGAGAAAGGAACCUCUCCCAUCACACACCAGUCCCGGGCACUGAAGGGGAGCACUCAGCCCUGUGAGCACUUGUCUUGCUUUAAAAGGCAUGAGUUGGCUUGUGCAGAAUUAGACAUAAAAGUUUUCAUGCCAAUUUUUAGGGAUUGCAAGAGUUUCAGGAAUAAUGAGAUCCAAUUUGAGGCAUCUGAUUUUUAACUGGUUUAUAGAGAUAGAUUUGGGUAUUUGCAAGUUGUCAUGGUUCUAACAGGGCUUUUUUUGGAAGCAGAGAAGCCAAACAACCACUUACAUUGAAGGGCAGAGUGUCUCAGAUUAGACACCCUGGAAAUGCUGAUGUAUUUGUGCACCUUGAGCAGGGAGCAGCAGGAGCCAGAGGGGAGGGCAGGCUCUGUGCAGAGCCGAGUCUGGCAGUGCUGCUGCCCCUGUGCUCUGCUCUGCAGCCCCACUGAUCCCACAACAGGUUUGGGGUUUGCAGCUCACAGAGAGGCACAAGCCAGAGCCUCUCCUGGUGCCCAGCUUACAUAACAGCACUUGCAUAAGCCCCAGCGUGGUCAGGGUCUCUCUCCACACCACAUUAAGGCUCUCUGGGGUUCUGUGUCACAUUCACGCUCUGCUUGGAAUUGACUUCAGUUCAUCACAAAUUCAAGUUCCUUCUACAUGAAGUGUGUGACCAAGAGCCAGUGAGGCUACAAGGGCUGUCCCUUCAGCCUGGAGUUCCCACUGCCUGCAGUACAGCAUCCAUUUGAUUUCCAGCCCAGUCUGCUGAAUUAUUUGCAGAAUCCCUUUUUCUUCUCGCAGACCAGGUAGUUCAGUCCUGACCCUCUGCCAGGGAGGUGAUCUCUCUUCUCUAGGACAUUGUUCCUUUGCUGGAGAGUCUCAGAGAAGCCAGUCUGAACUUGGGAGAACUGAGGUCUUGGCAAGGAGGAGAGGCUGGCAGUUAGACACUGGGGGAGGUUUUUUUCCCUCCAGAAUUUUCUUUCCAAGGUGAGUACUCUUAAUUGCAGGUGGGUGGAAUCCAAGCCCCGCAGGCCGUUUGGUCACCAGGCAGUGACUUCACUUUGGGCUGGGCUUCCCCCGCUCUCCAGCUCUGUAAAAGACUGAGCAGAUACCAUGAAGAGCAAAAGAUAAAGCAGAGGGGGCUGAUUUGCUUCAUUUUUUAACUUGCACAACCCGAAACUACAGCAGCAUUUGCCAGCAGAGUUAAAAGGCUCAGGAUGCUGAAAACUCUGUUGGUGCUGGUGGGAUUCACGUUUGCAGAGGGACACUGAGGCUGGAGGGUGGGAUUCACCCUUCCUGAGGCAGGCCACUGGAGCAGGACAGAGGAGUCACAGCCCAGAGCCUCCUCUCCUGCCCCUGUGCUGCGAGGGAGGCUGAGCCCAGGCAUCCACAUCUCAGUCAUUCACAGGAGAGGGUUUCCACAGAGGAAGACAUCCCCGCUUCUUUUCCAGCAGCUCAGGCUCCCCAGUCUGGUGCUGGCACCGGGUUUGGCAGCCCCAGCUCCUUUGUUCAGAAGGAAAAGUGCUGGGUUUGGAAGCGUCGGGGCUCAGGUGUGUUCCUGCCGGGGGCGGCUGGAUCUGGCUGUGAGGAGCGAGCCCAGCGCUGCCCAACGCUGCCGAGGAAGGGUCAGUGCUCCCGAGAUGUGCCUGGCUGAGCCCGGCAGGGCUGCCCCGUCCCAGGGCAGGUAAUUGAGGCCGUGGAGGGAACGGAGCUGCCCAGCAGAUGCCGAGGGCUCCAGGAGCCCAGUCCCGGGGCAGGACCCCGUCACUCCCCACGGCGCGAUUACUGCGCCUGGGGAUUUGGUGGGAAGUGGCCAAUGAGGGGCCAGGCUGGCUCCAAAUCCAGCUUUUUCCAAAGCCCCAGAUCAAACAGACUGCCAUUAAUAAGGCAAGAAAGGUUAGGACGAGCAGCAUUACAGCAGAUCUGGAGAGGUCAAACAAACCACUUCUGUCAGCUCCUCUUAUUCCUAGAGGGACACUCCUAGAAAAAUCUAAGGAAAACCUGAGUGCCGUUGGCUGAAAUGGAUGUGGUGCAGCUCUCCAUGAAGGAGGUGGGCGACGGGCUGCACGAGCAGAUGAACUGCAUGAUGGGCGCCCUGCAGGAGCUGAAGCUGCUCCAGGUGCAGACAGCCCUGGAGCACUUGGACAUCUCGGGGCGCCGGAGCCCCGCGGAGCAGCGCCGGUGCUGCCGGAGCAGCGGGGCCGGGCAGGACAUGCAGCUGGGGCAGGCACAGGGACAUUGCCCCCCGGCCCUGGCGUGUCCUGUGCCACGGCCAGCGGGUUUGUCCCAUCCCACUGCAUUCCCAGAGAGUGACCACCCUCGAGACACCCCCUCCUCCUCCCAGAGCCUCUGCGGGGAGGACCUUUGUCCCCCAAAAGGACCUUCCUCCGUGUCCAGCAGAGUGGAGCACGUCCGGCCGCGGACAUUCGAGUCCAGCAGCCAGGGCACAGCUGGGGGGUGGCUGCUGUGCCAGGAGUGCCCGGGGUGUGAUGACGGCCACGACUGGACAUCGUCCCUGAUGUCCCAGAGCAGGAACCGGCAGCCGCUGGUCCUGGGGGACAACAUCUUUGCAGACUUGGUGGGGAACUGGCUGGACCUGCCCGAGCUGGAUAAGAAAGGGGAGAAGAGCGAGGCGUCCCUGUCCAUGAGCAAAUCCCAGGAGCUCUGCAGGAAGUUCUCCCUCACAGCCAACAUCUUCAAGAAGUUCCUGAGGAGCGUCCGGCCGGACCGAGACAGGCUGCUCAAGGAGAAACCUUGCUGGCUUCCUCCUGAGGACAAACGGCCCGAGAUUUCCAAGAGGUCCAAAAAGAUCAACAAACUCAAGGGGACAUUUUACUUCCCCCUUCAUGGGAACCUGCAGAACCAUCACAGCAAAGCAGAGAGGUGCCCCAGGGCAGAAAGCUGUAGUGAGCACCCCAAAAUCGGCACCAAGAAAGUCCACGAUUCCAGAGACUACAGCCAGGCGGGGUUUGACAUCAACACGGCCGUGUGGGUCUGAGCCUGUCCUCUGCUCUGCCCAGCGUUUCCACACCCACCAGCAGCUGGAGGCCACACUCACCUUUUUGGGAGACUCCUGAUCUCUCCACAGGGACAGGAGAGGAGUCCUGCAGAACACGCUGCAGGCUUCACUCUCCUGCACAUGGAAUUUUCUGGAGAACUACGGCUUCGGGGACUGCCUGAGCAGCAGCUGACACAGCCCCACGUGGGGAGACCUUUGGGGACCGGUAUUUGCAAAAAUAAUCCGAAUCUUUAGCAGCUCUAGGAUGAGUGGUGCCACAGGUGAGCAGCUCCUGGUGCCAGGCCCAUUCCAUCAUCUCCAGUUCCAUGGCUGCAGCACAAAACCCACGCUGUGCAUGUGUGUGUAUGAGUGUGCAGAUAUAUAUAGAGAGAGAGUUGUUUUAAAAAAAUCUAUUCCUGCUUGUGUGCACUUGAAACUGGGUUAUACACCAGGCAUCCCAAGCCUUGUACCUGAAGCACUUGUUAUUUAAGUGGAAAGAAAUGUUUGAAUUUAUAAGACUUGAACAAUUGCUGAGUGGGGGGCAAACCCCCAACUUUGGGGGGGUCUCCCCUUAAACUGCAUCCCUGGUGCCCUCCCAGCAGCUCUCCCUCCCCUGCCAGUUAAACCAGUGGGGCACAAGGCUUCUUGCAGGGGGUUUGUGACCUGGGGGUCUCGGUGGGUUUGCCCCUCUCGCCUCCCCUUGUCCCUACAGAUCGCUCCAGAUAAAUCACUGCAGAAGUUUAUUGUUGGGUUUUCACCCAGAUGCAAAGUUCCAUCCCCUGUUUAUUGUUGUGUUCCCUGUUGCUGUUGUGUACAAACCUCCUCUUGACAGAACCAAGUUCUUCAGUGUCCAACUCUCCAAGAGUUUCCAAUAAAGUGGAAUCGGUCUCA
Messenger RNA from Corvus hawaiiensis (hawaiian crow), 5518 nucleotides. RefSeq names its product inka box actin regulator 2 (gene INKA2). Gene Ontology annotation, molecular function: protein serine/threonine kinase inhibitor activity; protein kinase binding. The record is from RefSeq and is a predicted model, not a curated record. The transcript has 3 exons. Gene Ontology annotation, cellular component: nucleus. The coding region runs from base 3650 to 4627 and encodes 325 amino acids. NCBI's taxonomy places the organism in Eukaryota, Metazoa, Chordata, Aves, Passeriformes, Corvidae.